AUGCGGUGCGCGAACUGGGCCGCCGAGAGCGCGUCCGCACGUCUCGACCAGCCUGUAUCACUUGGUGAUGCAGGCGCUGAUCAUGAAGACACUCGUGUCUUCACGGAGUACGAGCUCGGUGUCUCGUACUCUCCUGAUACGGAGGACGGAUCCGUAUCGACAACGAUUGAAUCUAAGCCUCCUGCCAAGCGUGGCAUGGACGAUGCUUUUGCGUCGCAGCAUCUUUGGUUCAUCUGA
Molecule: messenger RNA, 237 nt
Organism: Peronospora matthiolae
Lineage: Eukaryota; Oomycota; Peronosporomycetes; Peronosporales; Peronosporaceae
Source: the annotation of a GenBank genome assembly